GACAGCAGGCAGAGAGAAGAACAGAAUUGAAGUGUCUACUAACCUAUCUAAACAGUCAAAAUGAAAAUAAUUUUCUUCAUAUUUGCAGUAGGCCAGAUCCUCUACUAUUCUGAUUCUGAGACUCCAUGUGAUCAGUCUGAUAACUCACAAACACCUGAGGCAGUAAAUGCUGCAAUUACAGAAGUGAAUCAAAUGUUUGCAAUGAAUAACCUCCUUCGUAUUGUGAGCUGCCAAGUAAUAAAUAUCACUGAUAAAGGAGAAGGCAGAGUGGAUUUCAAUAUAGUCAUUAAUGUCCAGGAAACUGAGUGUGCGGUAGAUUCUGGAUUGGAUCCAGCAAAUUGCACAUUGCUACCUACCCCAAAUGCUAAAACCGCUAUUUGCACCAGCCAAGUGCAAGUAUUUCGUGAUGACAAUCCAAUUGCUAUGACACCAACACCAACACCAACAUCAACACCAACACCAACACCAACAUCAACACCAACUCCAACACCAACAUCAACACCAACUCCAACACCAACACCAACAUCAACACCAACAUCAGCAACACCAACACCAACAUCAACACCAACACCAACUCCAACAUCAACAUCCACACCAACAUCAACGCCAACACCAACACAAACAUCAACAUCAACAUCCACACCAACAUCAACGCCAACACCAACACAAACAUCAUCAACACCAACACCAACUCCAACACAAACAUCAACAUCAACACCAACAUUAACAUCAACAGCAACUCCAACACCAACAUCAACAUCAACAUCAACAUUGACGCCAACACCAACCCCAACAUCGACCACAGCAACAACAAAAACAACAACAAAAUCACCACCACCAUCAUCAUCAGAAAGCAAUGAAUCAUCAUCAGAAAGCAGUGAUUCAUCAGUGGAAUGCAUUACGAAGAGGUAUGGCAGACAUCGAAGAUACAGAUAUUGCAGGAGGAGACAUUGUUCAAGUUGGUGGAAUUGGUGGAGGCGUCGCUGGGGCAGAAGACGUUCCAGAUGGAAUCGCCGCAGGUACCUCAGAGGAAGAUAUUCACAUGGCUGAAAGAACUGGAGAGAGUAAAAUUUUGGAAGAAAACUGAAAAAUGAAAAGAGAUGUCGGAGUGAAGGAAGGUGAUCUGCAG
Stegostoma tigrinum is the source of this 1129-nucleotide messenger RNA. Its product is annotated as beta-mannanase/endoglucanase A-like. The transcript has 7 exons. The record is from RefSeq and is a predicted model, not a curated record. Gene Ontology annotation, cellular component: extracellular region. Gene Ontology annotation, biological process: bone remodeling. The coding region runs from base 61 to 1050 and encodes 329 amino acids. Lineage: Eukaryota; Metazoa; Chordata; Chondrichthyes; Orectolobiformes; Stegostomatidae.